Messenger RNA from Marchantia polymorpha subsp. ruderalis, 3472 nucleotides. The record is from the annotation of a GenBank genome assembly. NCBI's taxonomy places the organism in Eukaryota, Viridiplantae, Streptophyta, Marchantiopsida, Marchantiales, Marchantiaceae.
AAACGACAGGCCCGCCCGCGCGCCCGCUGCUGCUGGUCCUGCUGCUGGUGGCUGGUUCUCGCGCUCGCUCUCGCUCUCGCUCGGGCUCGGGGAGUGAGAGAGUGAGGGAGAGUGUGUCUUGCUCGCGCUGUCUGAGUCUCUGUGUCCGAGGGGGUCCGCGGGGGCGCGCGAUUCGGUGAGACGGACGCCGGGAGCGCACUGGAAAGAGAGAGCAUCCUCGGAAACAGAGUCGCGCGUUCGGGGCUCGGGGCUCAGACAGGCUCGCAGACAGGGACGGACAGAAUUGUUGCGCUCCGGGAUUGGGGAUAAGUAAAAGCUUGGGCUUGGGCCUGCGUAGCUGGACCGAAUUCGUGGGCGUGCUGGACGCGCUCCCCCGACUGCUCCUCUCCACGGCCGACCGACCGACCGCCGGACUUGCCUAACGUUCCACUCCAUCAUCGUCGCGUCAGUCUGCUCUCGUCGUCGUCGUCGUCGUCCUCAUCCUCCUCCUCUUCCUCUUCUUGUUCUCCUUCCUACUUCCUCCUUCUUCCAUCCUUCCUCCUCCUCCUCCUCCUCCUCUCCUCCGUAUUCUCUUCCUCUUUCUUGAUCCCCUGUGAUGUCUCUCGGCCCUGCAGCCGCUCGAGCUUCUGCAACCUUUUUCUCUGCCUUCCGCUCUCUUCUGCUGUAAUCCUUUUUUCUUUUCAUUUUCACUUGCGCUUAUUACCGUAAUUGAGCUGUGGUGGCAGCAGCCGAAACCGGCGCUGGAUUGAGUAGAAAAGCCUCACCACAUAAGCUCCAGGUUCAAAGAGGGACCUUGUCUCCUCCAGAGAGGUGGAGAGAGAGGGACAGAGCGAGGGGGAGAGAGAUAGAGAGAGCGGUGGGAGAUACAAGAUUGCGGAAUAAGCCGCAAUUCUUGCAUGAAGGUGAAUUAGGACGCACGCGAGCAGGCCGAGGAUAGAGAACAGUAGCUCCGGAGAUUACAGUCUUGGGUCUUCAUCCUCCAAUUCACAUCCAGUUGUCGCGGAGAAACAAAGGGAGGGAGGCGAUACACUUAGCAGACAUGACGACUUGGCCAAUGGCUGCGUUUUUCAACCAGGAAAAGGAAGCAGAAGGGGCUCUGUGGUACGCGGAUGCGGUCGUGUCGUUCUUCCUCGUGGUUUUCGCCGGGCUCAUGUCCGGAUUGACUUUGGGGCUCAUGUCACUGGAUGUUGUUGAUUUGGAAGUUCUGCAGAGGAGUGGUACUGUCAAAGAGAAACGGCAGGCAGCGUCCAUUACCCCUGUACUGCAGAAACAGCACCAGCUCUUGGUGACCUUACUUCUUUGUAAUGCUGGAGCUAUGGAGGUUCGUUUUUCUCUUUUAUGCUUUGAAUCCGCAUAUGUGGAAAGUCGGUGGUUGCGAGAGGGUUUGAUGGGGUUGAGAGAGCGAGCGUGAGAGGACGUGAGGUGCAAAGAGGGUGCCGGGUGGAGAUAGAUUUGGGGGUCUUGACUGGUAGAAACGUGGAGGUUACCAUGACCUUGUUGUGUUUCUUCCACAUUCCAGGCCGUUCUCCCUCAAGGCGAAUGUGUCCUUGGGCCAGAUUGAGCAGGUUGAAUCAUGCAAAACAUUAUAUUUCUGUGCUGCAUAUGAACCAUGAGCUGAGACCUGAGUACACACGUUGGAGCUGGGACGUGCUCUUCCUAUAUUUCUCGACAACAUGUUUAACCCGGUUGUAGCAGUCGUUCUGUCCGUGACAUUCGUGCUUGCGUUCGGCGAAGUCAUUCCUCAAGCUAUAUGCUCUCGCUAUGGGCUGGCCGUGGGUGCCAAUUUGAUAUGGCUGGUGAAGGUUCUGAUGGUUUUAUGCUUUCCAAUUGCCUACCCUGUCGGAAAGUUAUUGGAUCACGUGCUUGGACAUAAUGAUUCUGCCUUGUUCCGGCGAGCACAACUGAAGGCCCUUGUGUCCAUCCAUGGAAAAGAGGCUGGAAAAGGUGGUGAGCUUACUCAUGAUGAGACGACAAUCAUAAGCGGGGCUUUGGACUUGACCGAGAAGAUCGCGGAGGAGGCAAUGACACCUAUCGAAUCGACCUUCUCCUUGGAUGUUAAUUCCAAGCUGGACUGGGAAGCUAUGGGCAAGAUACUUGCAAGAGGUCACAGCCGAGUCCCUGUUUACGAAGGCUCUCAUCGUAAUAUAAUUGGUUUGUUGCUGGUGAAAAGUUUGUUGACAGUACGUGCUGAGGCUGAAACACCGGUCAAUGCGGUUUCUAUACGAAGGAUUCCCAGAGUCCCGGCUGAUAUGCCACUUUAUGAUAUCUUAAACGAGUUUCAGAAAGGAAGUAGUCACAUGGCUGCUGUAGUCAAAACCAAGAACAAGCGCAAGCCCAAGAGAAGUACCCUUGCAGAUGCAUUAUUUCCAGCUGGGACGGAGAAGAAAGAGGGCCCACAUAAGCAUCGUCAACUUCAACUUGAACACGACGCUGACCUUGAGAAGGGUCAAAUGGAGAAAAAUGAUGAGGCUCAUGGCAACGGUGCAGAGCGAAGUCACGACGAUUUGGGAGCAAAGGCCGAGCAAAGUGAAGGUCACACCGACGAGAACGGGGUACAUCACAGGCGUUCAGGUAGUCAGACGGAUGGGUCUGGAGUAGAUGAUGUGGAAGAAGGAGAAGUGAUCGGCAUUAUUACCCUGGAGGAUGUCAUCGAAGAAUUGUUGCAAGAGGAAAUAGUCGAUGAAACCGACGAGUACGUCGAUGUGCACAAGAGGAUACGAGUGGCUGCUGUUGCAGCAACCAUGUCACGUGUGGGUUCAAUUAUGAACCGUGAUGGAGUCAAAGUCGCUGGAUUAUCCGUCGGGGGCUCAUUCCGUGAUCGGAGAGAUGGAAGCAAAGUUCGUUUCACAAAUCCGGAGCCUCCCCGGGACCCUACCGCAGCCGCUUCAAGGAGUAAAGAUGACUUGCGGCAGCCAUUGUUAGAAGCGUCGGCAAACCAAGAGCAGGCUUGAGUAGAUAGAAGAGAUUACGCAAAGUUUUGACUACCAGCAAACUUGUGACAUAUCCCUCCAGCCAGAUGUGUUAUUUACCCUGUGUAUCCAACUUAUAGUGCAGAACCUGAACCUCUGGGAGAUUAGUUACCCUUUCAGGCCAGAACGGGGAAGUAACGCAGCUUCCCAGAAGCUCCUGCGAAUCAGCCGGGAUUAAGUACAUAUCUCAGGCUGUAUAUAGAAUUUGAGAGAGGUCUAUCUUGGCCUUUACAUUUUGAGUAAGUGCACGCACGCGGGUCUGAUUUUAUCAGAUGUUGUCUUGCCUUCGCUGUGACAUGUGGUUUAUCAACCUUGGAAAAAUCUUUCAAGGUUCGAAGAAUAUGUGACAUUUUUUUUCUUGGUCGUUGAGAAGUAAGUAAUGAAUGGAUGAGCUUGUUAUGAGCUUUGUCAUUAGGAUCUUCUAUGACUUCGUCACAAACAACUCUUUGUGUUCUGUAAAUAAAACUGAAACAUAAUUACUUGAUUUGUGUAAUAUUUUGUGC